Messenger RNA from Protobothrops mucrosquamatus (brown spotted pit viper), 765 nucleotides. Its product is annotated as retrotransposon Gag like 1. The transcript has a single exon. Lineage: Eukaryota; Metazoa; Chordata; Lepidosauria; Squamata; Viperidae. The annotation marks the transcript as partial. The record is from RefSeq and is a predicted model, not a curated record.
AUGUCAGACCCCGAGUUGGCCACGUUGCGGGACUUUUUGGACAAGAAUUUGGCUCGGGGUUUUAUUCGGCCCUCGUCCUUGCCAGUGUCUGCACCCGUGCUCUUUGUCAAGAAGAAGUCCGGUAAAUUGCGGCUUUGCUGUGAUUACAGGAAAUUAAAUGCCAUCACGGUGCGCAACCGAUACCCGCUGUCCCUCAUCCCCGAACUCUUGGACCGGCUCCGGGAGGCAAAGAUCUUCACGAAACUGGACUUGCGUGGAGCUUACAACCUUGUCAGAGUUCGGUCGGGUGCUGAGUGGAAGAUGGCGUUUGGUACUCGGUACGGGCACUCUGAGUACACGGUGAUGCCAUUUGGCCUGACCAACGCCCCUGCCGUCUUUCAGCAUUUUAUGAACGACAUUUUCCAGGACUUGUUAGAUCAGUUUGUCGUGAUUUACUUGGACGACAGCCUGAUCUACUCCCCGUCGUGAGAGGUGCACCAUCAGCAUCUCCGUCAGGUCCUGCAGUGGCUCCGAGAACAUCGGCUGUACGCCAAACUGGAGAAGUGCCAGUUCUACCACAUGACUAUCGAGUUCCUGGGUCACCGCAUUUCUCCUGAGGGCAUCGCCAUGGAGCCGAGUAAGGUUGAGUCUCUGCAUAGUUGGCAACCCCCAUGUCGCGUGAAGGAUGUCCAGCGACUUCUUGGGUUCGCCAACUAUUAUCGGACUUUCAUCCCCGGGUUUGCUACCAUGACAGCCCCCCUUACUCGGCUCCUGCAGAAAAAGACU